AUGUGUUGGAAUUCACUGUUCAAAGUUCAGAAGGUCCUCCCGAACGCCUCUAGGAACAACACUGUCUGCAAUAAAGUGGAUCAGAACAAUGAAGAGCUCCAGAAGGCUAGGUGCUCCAAGAAAAAAACGAAGUCCAAGAACUUAGGGAAGCCUAAGGAGUCGAAGGCCAAGUCAUCACCUUUUGCCUUCCCAACCUCUCACAUCCUUGCUGCCAAUAAGUAUCACAUCCCCUGCCCUGAGGUGCAAGGCCUCUGGGUGGUAGAGAAGUUCCUUUUCAGGCCCUUCCUAGCUUUCUUCACAGGCUCCCCUGAGCUGGCUGCACAGCAGCUGUCUCAGGGCCAGGCUAGAGGACCAGGCCUCGGUCCUGCUCUACUUACUGCUAUUCUCCUUUCCAGGAACAACACUGUCUGCAAUAAAGUGGAUCAGAACAAUGAAGAGCUCCAGAAGGCUAGGUGCUCCAAGAAAAAAACGAAGUCCAAGAACUUAGGGAAGCCUAAGGAGUCGAAGGCCAAGGUGGGGAUGCCGGGGAGGAAAAAGGUUCGGAAAUCAUGUGCAGUGGUGCCAGAGGGAGAAGAACAGGUGGAGUCUGAGGUCCCAGAGUCAUCGAGGGGUCAUGGCCUGACCACGUGCCCUGGAGCCUGGGGGAGGCAACUACCCACUAGGGACCCUGGAGUUGUUUUCCUGAAGACCCACCAUGGGGACACGGAGCAGCUGGAAGUAGCUGAGCAGGGGAGCUGGUUUGAGGGGCUGCCCACGCGAAUCCAUCUCCCAGGACCCCGGGUGAUGUGCAGGUCAUCUACCUUGCGCUGCAUCAAGCGCUGCUGCACCCGCUUCUGCUCUGCAUCACUUGAGCUGCCUAUGUGCCAUCCAUACAGGAUGUGACAACGCCACUGCCAGGCCAGGGUGAGAUACGGGCCCCAAGCCAGGUCCAGAGCUGGGCCCCAGAAUCAGAGGGCUCAGAAUACGGUCUUGGGGGCUGUGGCUGGCAGUGCUGGGAGGCCUCACCUUCAUGACUAGAAAGGGAAGCUCAGGGAGGGGGAAGUCAUUGACCAAGACCACACACCAGCCUAGUGGCUAGAACGGAGCCUCUCGGGAUCCAACUAGGGGCACUUAAGGAAGGAGAGGCACACUCUGGGAGUGUGGCCUCUGAGGUGGGUGGUCAUCCCACUGGCUGGAGGCCUCAUGAGGGGCCACAACUGCUACGACUCAGAAUCUCACAGAAGUCUGAGUAAGCAGUUCAGGAAUUUCUAAAUGUUGGGGGAAGUGAUGUGGUCAAGUAGGGCUCUGCCACUUCCCAUCCCCUCUCGGACCAAGUCACCUCUCCAUUUGUUUUUCUAUUCAUGCUUCAAAUUAAUUUACCCUGAAAAAGUUCCUUAGCAUGAAAAAGAAAGAAAAUACUCCAGGCCCUCUGAGAGAGAAUUCAGAUCCCCAAAAAGGAAGGGGGUGAUGGGCUUGGAAGUCCAGUGGAAAAGGCGGCUUCCCCUUCACAAAACCCACAUCUCCAACCUGCGAGACAUUGCAGAGCCCUGUCCCUAAGCCCUCUCCCUGGACGGCAGCGCCUCCUGGGGGUGCUCUUAUCUCCUGACACUGAAGUCUCUGCUCGCAGGUGGUGUGACCUCGGAUGGGAGCCAGAGUGUGAGCACAGAGAGGAGAUUGUACAAUCAUCUGAAUGGGAGAGUUGGACAGGAAAAUUUGGAAGUAUACAAAUAAAACCUGCCAUAUGGCACUGAAGAAUACUUCCGCUAGCUCUGCUUGUCUGCCUGGGGCUAAGAAAGCCUGGAAAGAGAGGCCCUCUGUGGAGGUGGGGGGAAAGUGUGCAUCAAGAAUUCAGGCUUCUUCCACCCCAUUGCCAGGCCCCUAAGGUCAGUCUAGAACCCGGAACAAAGAAGCCAGGGGGCUGCACCCUUCCCCACGACCCCUAACUGGCCUCCUGAGUGGUGUACUCUAUGAAGUCAUAGAAAGGGAACAUUUCCUGGGUGCUUUCUGGGUGUUUCCUGGAUGCCAGAUGCCUCACAAUAGCCUUUCAAGCCCAGGAGAAAAGGAAACCACGGUGCUGAGAAGGAAAGUACUUGCCCAAGCUCACACCACUAGGAGGCAUGGAGCAAGAACUCUAAUCUCCUGGCUAUUCCCCAUUCCCUUUUCUGAAGAAAGGAAAGAAGCCCAAGGGAGCAUCCAUCCAGCCUGUCAUGCACAUGCAUUUUGCCCUGAUUAUCUCAGCUCUGGUGUCAAUAAAAGGGUGUCAUUGGGCCCCACCUGAGUCACAGAUCACGGAAAG
This is a messenger RNA of Miniopterus natalensis, 2275 nucleotides long. The record is from RefSeq and is a predicted model, not a curated record. Lineage: Eukaryota; Metazoa; Chordata; Mammalia; Chiroptera; Miniopteridae.